Molecule: messenger RNA, 1605 nt
Organism: Striga asiatica
Lineage: Eukaryota; Viridiplantae; Streptophyta; Magnoliopsida; Lamiales; Orobanchaceae
Source: the annotation of a GenBank genome assembly
AUGCUAAAGAGAAGGGGAGGAAGGAGGAUCGCAAAGAAAGAAAAAGAAAGGAGAAAGAAAGAGAUUGAGAAGAACUUCUCCGUCCUUCCCAGGGAAGAAGGAAACGUAAUCAGAAAGGGAAGAACAGAGGCAAAAAUUCUUUCGUUUCCUUCUCCCAUCAAUUAUUUGGGCACUUCUAAAAUAUUCCCGUUCACGAGCCCAGCAACUUCUUGUUGUCUGUGCUUAUCUUGGACUUCAGCUUCCAUUUUUGAUUUCGUUGCCGCGAAAAUAAUGAGCAGUGGUUCUAGUGAAAGUGUAGCAGAUUUGUUUGCAGAGGCGUCUAAGGUUGUAGAUGCGCUCUACAUCACAAGGGACACAUAUUUUCCUGCAAAUCCAGCUGACAAAACCUCGAAGCUUCUUGUCGAGUCAAAUAUCGCCCUCAAACUGCUUGAUGAUGUUCCUCCAGAGAAAAGGAAGACGCCAGCUAAAAGGGCGAUUUACGAGUAUCUGAGAGGGAAAGUGUUGGAUGUUUUACCUGAGUACAAGAAAGAGGCUGAAGAUCAUCUCUCCAAGGCUGUAAAACUUAAUCCUUCACUUGCGGAUGCUUGGUUAAGCUUAGGGAACUGCAUUUGGAAGAAAGGGGCUCAAAACCAGGUAGAAAUUGUCAAUGACAGCAUAAAGCACGCAAAGGAAGCAAUUGCGUUAGAUGUUAAGGAUGGAAACUCUUGGUAUAAUCUAGGAAAUGCCUGUCUCACGUCUUUCUUUGUCACUGGAGCCUGGGAUCAUGGAAAGCUACAGCAAUCAUUAAAAGCAUACCAACAUGCUGAAAAGGAUGAAAGAAUGAAGUCAAAUCCUGACCUUUAUUACAAUUGUGCUAUUGUGAAUAAGUACUUGGAAAACUAUGAGAGAGCCUUGAGUGGAUUUGAAGCUGCUGCAUUAAGGGAUCCUGGUCUCAAUGCCGUUGAAGAAGUUCAAAAGAUUGUGCAGCUUCUUGACAAAAUCGAGAGUUUACUACGAGGGCAGGCCAAAUUCAAAAGACUAACUUCCUUGGCCUCAUCUCUUUCUAGUGUUAACGUGAACCCUUCAUAUAAAAGGGAGACAGUGGAUAAUUUGUUGGAUGGCCUCAACAAAGCAGUUGCUAUUGUAGGAAGAGUUAUGUUUUUUUUUAAGCAUGAGACUGUGGCUCCGUUGACUUCAGGGGCAAUUGUUUCAAUUAAGACACAUGUCAGAGGGGAUAUUUGUAAUUUGAAAAGUAGUUGGAAUUCUCUGGGGUUACUUCAAGGUUACUAUCUGCUCUGUGAUUCGAGCCAGAUGUGCUUUGUUCUCUCCGUGUACGGAAUACAUAAUCAAGCAAUUAAGGAAGGAGAUCAAGUCACUCUAUUGGAACCUUCUUACCAUUAUGUUGAUUUUUUCUGGAAAGAAAAGUCGUAUCAGUUCAGAUCAGUACGUGUUGAUUUCCUGGAGCAAGUGCUUGUGAAUGGGAAAGCAUUGUCCCCUCGACAUUCUGUUCAAACAUCGAUUUAUGCUCAAAACAAGACGUAAUUGUUUCCAGGCGUACGCAGUUUUUGUAUGUUGUACAAAAUAGGGGAGUUGGGUGUAUCCCUAGAUGAUUUUUNAUGUAUUUGU